Messenger RNA from Frieseomelitta varia, 1204 nucleotides. RefSeq names its product retinol dehydrogenase 14. Lineage: Eukaryota; Metazoa; Arthropoda; Insecta; Hymenoptera; Apidae. The coding region runs from base 134 to 1129 and encodes 331 amino acids. The record is from RefSeq and is a predicted model, not a curated record. The transcript is spliced from 5 exons.
GAGUGGGGAAAUGCUUGCUGCAGGGUCACGUAUUGCAAUGUCAGUAUAGAGGCAACACUCUGGUAGAAACGGCGUGUUAGUGCCUGGACUCUCGAGCCGGUCUGAAUGAGAAUUUGGUAGCAACUGGUGUAUCAUGUUACUGAAAAUGGUGAAUUGCACGACGCUGUGUAGCGUAAUUGCAGCCGCACUCCUCGUCGUGCUGUUGCUCCUGUUGGCGGUAUAUUUUUACCUGCAGUAUUCGUUCGGCGUGUGCAAGAGCAAAAACAGAAUGGACGGGAAGACGGUGAUAAUUACUGGAUGCACAUCCGGCAUUGGAAGAGAAACGGCGAAGGACAUAGCGAGAAGAGGUGCAAGACUGAUCAUGGCAUGCAGAAAUUUGGAGGCAGCGAACAAAUUGAAAGAGGAAUUAAUAAAGGAAUUUGGUAAUGAAAACAUCGUUACACGAAAACUGGACCUGUCGUCACUGUCCUCGGUGAGGGAAUUUGCACAGCAAAUAAACCGUGAAGAAUCCAGAUUGGACGUGUUAAUUCAUAACGCGGGAACAGCAGAAGUAUUUAGGAAAGAAGUGAACGAAGAUGGACUGGAGAUGACCAUGGCAACGAAUCACUAUGGUCCAUUCUUGCUCACGCAUCUUUUGAUCGAUCUACUAAAACGAUCAAAGCCAAGUCGAAUAGUGGUUGUUGCAUCGGGACUGUACUUUUUAGCAAGGUUAAACCUGAACAACCCAAAUCCAGUAAGAUCUUUCCCUGCCUACUUGUACUAUGUCUCCAAAUAUGCAAAUAUCGUCUUUACGUUAGAAUUAGCACGACGUCUCGAAGGUUCUGGCGUUACUGCCAACUGUCUUCAUCCUGGUCUAAUAAACACCGGAAUCUGGAAGAAGGUGCCACCGCCGUUUUCUUGGGCACUGACCUUACUGUUAAAAGUGUUUUGCAAAACGGUUGAACAAGGUGCGCAAACAACGAUACAUCUUGCAGUGUCCAGCGAAGUCGAUGGAAUUUCUGGCAAAUAUUUCUCAGACUGUCGUGAAACCAACCUUCCUGAUAGAAUAAAAGAUCCAUCGAUGGGUAAGAAGUUUUGGGAGAUCAGUGAAACCAUAGUGAAACUCCAACCAUCGGAUCCAAAAAUCUAGAACUUCACCUAAACAUAUUUCAUUAGUCUAUAUAUUUAAAAACUAAUUUCUAUCAUUAAAACAUUUCUAAUUCAG